Didymodactylos carnosus is the source of this 645-nucleotide messenger RNA. Lineage: Eukaryota; Metazoa; Rotifera; Eurotatoria; Philodinida; Philodinidae. The record is from the annotation of a GenBank genome assembly.
AUGGAUUCAUUGUCUGCAAUAGAUGCAAACGCCAUUGAUGAAGAUAACGACCGGAACGAUCAACAAUAUUCACAAGUCUAUAUUCAGUCUCGUCUGCCGUCAGAUAUCAGCACAACAACGGACGACCACGAAGUGAACGAUUACAGCCAGCAACUUCGAGACAAGAUGGUGAUUGUCAAUCUAUACGAUUGUAUGCAAUGCUACAUCAAGCUAGAGCGAUGCAAAAUUGAAGUGGAAAACGACGAAGUACUGGACGCUGGUGAUGCAAACGUGAAUUCACCAACCUUCAUUGCUGCUCAAGUACGAGAACGACGUGAAGAAUUGGAAAUGACGCCACCACAGAAACACUCUCGCAAUGACACAGUAUCCACCGUACAAGGAGAAGAACAAGGAGGAACGUAUCAGGAUAAAAAGUCAUCCUCCAGUGAUGGGAGUCAACCGACCCCCGUCGAUCGAUGCCGGAAAUGUCUCUUUCCGUCAACACCAACGAAGCCCCAGCUACCGCCUCCACCACCAGCGGUGCCUCGGGUGAUGACUUACCGAAUACCAACAUCACAAUCAUCGAUAUCCUAUUCCGUGCGAAUUCUGCCGUCCCAAGUUGCACCAUUGGCUACCGUGCGAGAAGACGAUGAGCAGUCCAAAUGA